UGAGGGCAGUUCCGGAUGGCACAUGUACUCCUCAAAGUCGCCAGAAGAUAUGGUGAUGGUUUUGACGACUUAAGUUUAGCGGAUGCCUUGGAUGACCAUCCAACCAAGCGACCUACUCCCAAGCUGCCCAGAAAACCAUCAGGUGGAACAGGCUAUGGGGAUAGUUCGGACGAUUUCAGCUUGGCAGAUGCCCUGGACGACUUUCCCACCAAGCGACCUACCCCCAAGCUGCCCAGAAAGCCAUCCAGCGGAACAGGGGACUUCGAUUUAUCUGACUUCUUUGACACCCCACCGGAAACGACAACAAAACCGGGAAAGGCAACUACUAAACCCUAUCCCAAGAAGCCAGAUGAUAUUAGCUUAUGGGAUGUGAUCCACACCACCACCACCAAGAAGCCAAGAACCACCAAGGCCCCGCCCAAAAAGAAUCCAGCAAAGGAUCCUAUGGACUUUGACUUAGCCGAUGCCUUAGAUGAUCAGAAUGAAGGAAAAGGCGGUGGGAAGCCAAAUGUAAAACCUGAUAAUGGCUCGAAAGGUAAAGGUAACCCUUCAAGAGGUGGAAAAAAGGCAUUUUCAGAUGAGGACCUGGUCGGUGUUUUGGAUGAUGGGGACUACCAUCCUGAUAAGAAGAAAGGUGGUGGUGGCGGCGGCAGCAGUGACUAUGAUGCAGGCACCACCGCCGAGACGGGGACAAUCGCGGGGAUAGCCAGCGCCCUCGCCAUGGCGUUGAUCGGCGCCGUGACCAGCUACAUCUCCUACCAGCAAAAGAAGUUUUGCUUUAGCAUACAACAGGGGCUUAAUGCGGAAUAUGUGAAAGGAGAAAACACAGAAGCUGUUGUAACUGAAGAGCCUCAAGUUAAAUAUUCGGUCUUAGAAACACAGUCAGCCGAGCCGCCGCAGCCACCACAAGACAACGCGAAGGUCUAGUGCAUGGCCUUGGACUGGAAGAGCGCUAGCAGCAGACACACACAAACCAUUUCACAUGCUUGUAAUUCAGCUUUUAAUUUAAUUUGGAUCCAAGCUAUUUAAUGUGUAUUUAGACUAGACGUGGCUUCUUGUUGAUACAAGCUGUAGGGCUAGAAUGUCAGUGUCUUUUUUUGUUUUUGUAAAGAGUUGUAUGUUUACAUGGAAUUUAAUAAUGUAGGAUUGAUAUCAAGUUGUAUACAAAACCACAAGAGGUGCUUCAAUAGCCUUCCAAGCUACAUGUAGGAUUUUCACUUGCGGGACAAGCAGCUGGGAUAAUGUCUUUUUCAAAGAGUGCCAGAGCAUGCAGGUGUGAGGAUGACAAAGUGCCUGUAAAAUAACGCUCCAAAGCAAACCAUGCGAGAACCUUUGUAAAUCACUUCCAGCCAAUUUCUGCCAUCAGCUAUGAGCCUGCACAGGCCAGUGUCAGCAGUGAAAAUUGUGUGUGCAGCCAGCUGAUUGUGGAUUUUGCUCUUUAGAGUAACAGACAUAAGAAGUGCGUGCCUCUGGCUAGGUCCUGGGAGAUGACAAAUGCCUUUGCUCAUUGGAGGCUUUGAGUUGAGGAUGCACGUCAUGCUAGACUUCUACUCACAGGCAAGGGCCUGAUUUUGAUACCAGAUAAUGAUACCGCUAAUUGAAGUCCAUGCCCUGUGGGAUUUUGGCAGGUAAAGCUGUCAUACGUGGCUGCAUCUGAUACCGGCCCUUGAGCCUUGACUUCCAGCAUUUGGCUGUGACAACACAAACGUCUACCUUGUGAGAUUAACUGAAAACUGUGGACAUCUGCAUGGAACUAGGGACAUGUUCAGAUUUCAGAGUCGCUUGAAUUCAGAGAGAAGUUAAAACUGAGCGAGUUUGGGAAGUGACUUGCAUGGGGCCGUGCCUGUAGGUAUGUCUAUAAGCCUAGGUAUGUUUUUGUGUAACUGACUAUACAUGUUUUGCAGCAGCUGUACAAUUCCUUAUGCUCUGUUGGUUUUUGACACAUGCAUUUAAAAGCCUUAUAAUAGCUUUAAAGGCAGAAAUACAUUUGUUUUAUGAAUGUAUUUGGAUUACAAAACAAAACGUAAUAAGCUAUUUCCAAAGUUCUCGUGUAACCAUUGGCUUCUGUGGAACCGGAGCAGGGAAAAUAGACCAGGAAUACAGUAUUCAUACUUGCUUAGGGCUUGUCUUCACUACAUUGAUGCUGCAGGGACAUACACUGACAGGCGAUUUAGCACGUCUGUUUAGAUGCAAUAAAUAGGUGGGAGAGCAGCUUCCCUGCCAACCUUACUGUGCGGAAGACACUGGGAGAAGAGCAGCGACGUAGAUUAGAUAGAACAGGAAUGUGGGAGUAAUAUAGACCAGGGCUCAGAUAUCCUAGACUUUUUAUGAAGGUGGAAGUGUGGUGGUUUGCAGAAUUUUGAAGAGCACAUAAAGAAACCAACAUGCUAGCGAAGCCACAAAGUUGAAUUCAUGUGACUGUAUAUUUCCAAACAAACACCGUAGUUUGUUUCUUAGCCGACCAUGUGUAGUGUAAAAUCAUUUUUAGAUAAAUAUUGGAGAUCAAGGUUAGCAUAUGGCCCCGGUACAGCACUAGGAGCCAUUUCUUGGGUAGAUCAAGUGAACGUAAUUCCAUAUUUCAUUGUUGCCGAUGAAAGAAAGUGUUCAAGUGGGUAUAGAUUGUCAAUUUUUGUUGCAUUUCUGUUACUGCACUGUGACAAGAUUCAGAGGGGUAGUUGGGUUAGUCUGUUUCAGCAAAAACUACAAAGAGCCCUGCAGUACCUAAGGGUAUAUCUACACU
Messenger RNA from Pelodiscus sinensis (Chinese soft-shelled turtle), 2740 nucleotides. The record is from RefSeq and is a predicted model, not a curated record. Lineage: Eukaryota; Metazoa; Chordata; Testudines; Trionychidae.